AUGAUGAAAUCGGAAAUUAAACAUGUUAAGGGUGCCUCAGCCGACCCUAUUAAAAUAUGUAUGGCCCAGCUGGACACUGCGGAGCAGUACUUGCUUGGGGUCUACGAGUUGGCGUGUAACCUUCAGGCAAAAUCGGAUGCGCCUGGUCUAUCUAUGUUCAGGGUUCGUUUCGAGGAUCUGGGGCGGAUGCGCGACCAGUACCAGGGCGCUUACACCAGCCUGAAGGGUCUGCCUGUGGAUGACGCCGUGCUGCAGCAGGCUGACCAACGCUUCAACAAAUUUUAUGAGAUCUUUUAUUCGGUUAAAGUGAUAGCUGAGGGAUUAUUGUCGACAAACAGCGUCGCGGAUGUGGAGCCAGUGAGAUCAACUGCUCACUUCAAGUUGCCUGAGAUUAGUCUGAGCAGUUUCUCUGGGGUCUACACUGACUGGCCAAAUUUUAUUGGAUUGUUCGACAGUCUGAUUCACACUAAUGGGGACUUGUCCAGAGUGCAAAAGAUGCACUACCUUCUGAGUGUUCUGGACAAGGAACCUCUUAGUUUAGUUAGGCAUCUGGAGCUGGCCGAUGGGAACUAUGAGAUAGCUUACCAGCUCCUUAAGGAAAGAUAUGACAACAGGAGACUCAUUGCCGACACACACUUGGAGUCCAUACUUGCUGUGACACUCGGUCAACAAGGGUUGACUGGCAACCUUCGGAAGCUAGUCAACACCUUAAAGGAGAACACUAUGGCUCUGAGUGUGCUCGGUUUUGAGGUCAAGGUGCGACAGGUUCAAUUCCCUGACACCUGUUCAGCGUAG
Plutella xylostella (diamondback moth) is the source of this 795-nucleotide messenger RNA. The record is from RefSeq and is a predicted model, not a curated record. Lineage: Eukaryota; Metazoa; Arthropoda; Insecta; Lepidoptera; Plutellidae.